Symsagittifera roscoffensis is the source of this 2354-nucleotide messenger RNA. RefSeq lists its product as uncharacterized. Gene Ontology annotation, molecular function: zinc ion binding. The transcript is spliced from 4 exons. The coding region runs from base 441 to 2234 and encodes 597 amino acids. The record is from RefSeq and is a predicted model, not a curated record. NCBI's taxonomy places the organism in Eukaryota, Metazoa, Xenacoelomorpha, Acoela, Convolutidae.
UUCAGCUGCUUUUUACAGUUUUCAGUAUGCUUAGUCUGAUUUUUGUUCUCUUUUGACGAUGUGUGAUGUAUAAAAUCAUUGCUAAAAUUCAUUAUAAAUUAUAUACACUAGUGGACACAAUUAAGCGCAAAAUCAGUGUACCAUAUAUAAAAAAAUUAUUGUUUGAUUUCAAAGACUUAACAUUGUAAUCUGGGUCUCAAAAUGCCGAUUUCCUUAUCUGCUUUAUGUUUGGCAUCGUUAGUGAAUUCUUUCUUGAAUAAGCGGAAUAAAAAAUUGUUCAUGCGACGUGAAACAUUUUCAGCGAGAAAAUGGAAACAAUUUCUUUAAACUCAGACUUUCUUACUUUUUCACGCGAAGUAGAAAAAAGUCAGCGCAGAUGAGGAAAUAUGACGUUUUCAGACCCGGAUUACAUUGCUUUCUAACGAAUCAAUAGCUAAAUCAUGGCUGAAAACACCGAAGAACGACCCCAGUUGACCGAAGUUGAAGUCGAAGUUGACGAUACAAGAUGUUGUUCUUCAUGUCAAGAAAAGUUGCAAGAAGAGUUGGCGUUUAGAUGUCGAGAUUGUGAAACUAACGAUACAACGGACUCUGUCAGCAAUCUGCAAAUAUGUGAUACCUGCGUUGGGUGGCAUGUUAAAAAACUGCACGCAGUUGUUGAUUAUCGUGGCCACGAUGCAGAUAUCUGCACUCAGCACAGAAUUGUGCGUUUGUUUUAUUGCGAGGACUGCGAAAGUGUACUAUGUUCGAAAUGCUUGCUUGAUCAUCGUGGACACAACUUUACAGCCUUACACACGGUAGCUUCUGAAGCCAGAAAGAAGGUGUUUAAACUUUUGGGACUAUUUGAAGAGCGCGAGAAAUUGUUUUCGCAUACGAAUGAUGUACUGAUUCAAACACAGACCGAAUUUAAAGAAGAAAUGAUUUUGUCGAAAGAUUACGUUGUGAAACAAACAAAGACUGUCGCUGAUUUAAUUUUGGAGAAAUGCAGUUUGAUCAAACUUGAUUCAACUAAUGCAGAAAACGCUUUGGAUGACUCCAAAGUAACUUUGAAGGUAAACGAAUGCAAGGAAAUUGCCUCUGAAUCGGAUGCUAAUGAACAAGGACUUUUGUGUUUACUACCGAAGUCAGACUCUUCUCUGGUUACAGAAAUAAAAAGGAAGCAGACAAAUUGUAAUGAAACAAUAAAAAAGCGUGCUAGAUUGACUGAAAAACACUUCUAUGUCGCACCAUUUUCCUUCGACCAAAGCAAAGUUAAUGAUCUAGUUAGCAAAUUUGCCGUUGACUUUGUCGACUGUCUUACAUUACCCACUUUUGAACAAGAAAAAAUCCGACAAUUAUCCGAGAGAAGCGUCAAACUAAAUGAAGAGUUCGCAGAAAAUGAACAAUCUUUGUUGAGCAGAUAUCGUGAAGGUGAAAAAAUUUUUGAUUUCGAACAAACAGAAGACGGAUUGCAGAUUACUUGCUGGAAAAAUGAUCAAGAUCUUAUUAAAUACACAAAAGAUGACUGCAUCUUUGAAGGAAGAUCGGUAGUCAAAAUAAGCUUGAGUGGUAGCGUGCGCUUCAUUCAACCAGUAGCUGAUUCAAAUUGCGUUUUCAUUGCAACAACGCAAUCGGUUGUUCAGUACAAUAUGCAGACUGCUGAAGAACCGGUCUUGAAACCGGAAAUCAAUUGGAAUGAUUUCGAGUAUCCCCUCGCAAUUCAUGAUAACCUUGGAGUUAUAUACUGGGACUUAGAGUCCAGAUCUAUUAAAGCCUCACUCUCAGAGAGCAUGCAGUUGCAGUGUAUGACGGAGCCACGCAUUUUCUGCAAUCAUUUUGGCCAUGGUUUCGAGUUUUGGUUUCAAAUGAACGGUUCCGAUUUGAUUUUUUUAAAUCCAAUGAAUCUCACUACUUUGAUCAUACCUUUUUCUCUGCAUCAUUUUCCCCAAAUUGAUUGGAUCCACCUUAAGUCUUCCGAGGAAAAUGGAUUCGAGGUAACGCUUCUUGCGUUAUGGUGCUGCAGUUUGAAGCUAAUCAAAGUAUUCAAGAAAAAAGAAACAGACCAAAAUUUCUCAAUAGUUGAAGUUUAUCAAUGGGAAAGUGACGAUGCUGCCAGUUUCAAAGAUAACAACUCUAGCGAGUCAGCUCUAGACCCAUGGUACUUGCAUUUGAAGUUCAAAAAACGAAUACUUAAAGAAAACAAGGCUGGAUUGACAGAUCAUUCAAACGAUUCGCUUGAUGGCUUCAUAGUUUUGUAAUUGUGAAAAACAAAAAAGAGAGAAAGAGAUCCAGAAAGAAAAAAAAUUAUUUUAAAGAUAAUAAAUUAGUUUUUCAAAAUGAAUACAAAAAAUAUAUUUAGAGUUUUGAAUUGAUUAAGA